UAAUGAAUCGUUCAAGAAAAAAAGUUAUACGUCCACAGAAUCCAUAUACAAAAGCGAAUAUAUUUUCUCGUGUGAGUUUUUGCUGGACAACUCACAUUUUUCGUCAGGGUUGGAAGAAACCACUCGAAGACACAGAUUUAUAUGAAAUUCCUGAAGAACUAGACUGUGAAGAUGGCACCAAACUUAUGGCCAAUUUAUGGGAAGAGGAAAAGAGAACCAAAAAGAAUCCAAAUAUUAUACGUGUGAUAUGUAAGGCCUAUGGAAAAUAUAUUCUGCCAUUUGGCUUUUUCUGUGUAUUGCUGGAGACAACACUAAAAUCCCUGCAACCUUUAUUUUUGGGAGGUUUAGUAUCAUUUUUUGCUGCUGGCCAGACUGAUGUUAGUGAAAGAGAUGCUUUCUUAUAUGCAGGCGGCAUUGUUUUGUGUUCCCUGUUGAUGGUGAUGUCGGUGCAGCCGUAUCUGUUUUAUGCCUUAAAGACCAGCACGCAAAUACGUGUAUCUCUUUCCGGCUUAAUAUAUCGCAAAUGCUUGCAAAUCUCUAAGAAUUCCAGUGAUGAGGGUUUACGUGGCAGAGCCAUUAAUAUAUUGGCCAACGAUUUGUCCGUGUUCGAUAUGGUUUUGUGCUUUAUACAUGACUGGUGGAAGGGACCACUAGAGUCAUUAAUUAUCGGCUAUCUUAUGUAUCGUGAAAUAGGCUGGGCAGCAGUGGUUGGCAUUUCCUUUAUGUUGGCCUUUAUACCCUUGCAAGUUUGGGGCGCCAAAAAGGCGGCCAGUUAUAAGGAGAAGACUGUGGAACGUACUGACUGGCGUGUAAAGUUAAUGAAUGAAAUUAUUCAGGGUAUCCAGGUGAUUAAGAUGUAUGCCUGGGAGAAAUCAUUUGCCCAGGUUAUAGGAGUAGUAAGACGCAAAGAAGUAAAUGCCUUUAAAGGCUCUGCACAUGUAUAUGCGAUUCUGAAUUGUACCCACAUGAUAUCCCCCAUUUCGGUAUUUUUGGCCCUGGUUUCCUACAUCUAUUUUGGUGAUGUCUUGACGGCCAAGAAAAUCUUUACCAUUUCCUCUUUCUUUACCAUGCUCAAUGAGUCCAUGGUAAUGUAUUGGCCAAUGUCUUUGAUAUGCUUGGCUGAAAGUUGGGUCUCAGUUAAGAGAUGUAAAGAAUUUUUAAUGUACAGCGAAGAGGCAGGUAGAGAUAUAAACGAGGAGCACAAAGCUACUCAUGAACAUGGCGAAAAGGAAGACAAGACUGCCCAGGAAUGUUUACUUAAUGGAAAAACCCAGCAGAAAAGCAAAAGAGUUGUAAAUAUUAAGGCUGAAGUGAAAAGCCUGGAAAUGCGUAAUGUGAUGGCCACUUGGGAAAGCAAGGGUGCUGAUGGUUCUACAAGAACGCCAGCUUUACAGAAUUUCUCUACCACAUUUAAAGAAGAAACUUUGGCUGCUAUUGUGGGUCCCGUAGGAGCGGGUAAAUCUACUUUACUUAAUGCCAUUUUGGGAGAAGUGAAUAUAGAGUCGGGAGAAAUUCUAGUCAAUGGCAAGAUCUCCUAUUGUUGCCAAGAACCCUGGGUAUUUGAGGGCAGCAUUAAGGACAAUAUCAUAUUUGUGGAGGACUAUGAUGAUAGGCGUUACAAGCAGGUAUUGAAGGUGUGUGCCUUGGAGCGUGAUGUAGAAUUGUGGCCCAAUAGAGAUCUGACUGUGGUGGGAGAACGUGGUGUUAGUUUAAGUGGCGGACAAAGAGCUCGCGUCAACCUAGCAAGAGCUAUUUAUCGCCAGGCAGAUAUAUAUCUACUAGAUGAUCCCCUAUCGGCUGUGGACACUCAUGUAGGCAAACACAUAAUGGAUAACUGUAUCAAUAAGUUUCUAUACGAUAAAAUACGCAUAUUGGUUACACAUCAAUUGCAAUAUCUCGACGAUGUGGAACAUGUUAUUCUUAUGGCUGAAGGUAACAUUGCUGCCCAGGGUAACUAUCAGGAAUUGCAAAAUUCCAACCAGUUUAAGUUUCUCGCUCAAUCUCUAAAGAAAAUUGGCGAUACAGCAGAUGAUAUGGAAUACAUUGAUGGAGUAUCAGAAGAUGAGAUAAGUUUAAAAGUCCAUAGAGCACGUUUGGCUUCCGAAAAUAGUGCAGAUUUUGAUGCAAAAGAUUUGAUAGUGGAUGAAUUGGAAGAAAUCGAAGAACUUAAUAAAGAGGCUAAGACUGCUGGUUCAAUUAAGUUUGACACUUAUUUAACAUAUUUCAAGGCCUUGGAUAAUUUUUUCUAUUUCUUUGUGAUAAUAACUCUAUUCAUAGCUACUCGGUUUUUGUUAAAUGGCAUGGACUACUUCUUAUCCAGAUGGGUAAUUUGGGAAGAAAAAAUAGCUUUGAGUAACAACACCGAUUUAGAUGUAAAUAAUUUCACAGAUAUUAGCAGCAUUAAUGACACAGAUUUUGCAGUCAGCAUGUCAAGUGGUAGAAUAAAUUACGACAGUCAUAGUGAUGAGAGAUAUCAGCUAAUUAUUACUUAUUUAUCAAUAUUGAUUGCCACUACUGUCGUUUAUAUCUUGCGAACUUUUGGCUUUAUUGACAUGUGUCUGAAGAUUUCAUUACGGCUUCAUGAUUUGCUAUUUCGAGCCAUAACUCGCACUUCUAUGCUGUUUUUCAAUACAAAUCCUUCGGGUCGUAUCUUGAAUCGUUUCUCAAAAGAUAUUCGUACAUUGGAUGUAGAUGUGCCAAGGACAUUAAUGGAUUGUUUAUCGUUUGUCGUUGAUAUAUCUGGUGUAAUGAUUAUAGUGGCUAUAGUCAACUACUGGUUGCUGAUACCAGCCCUGGUAAUUAUUGUGGCUCUCAUAAUGUUAAGACAAAUCUUUGUUACCACCAGUCGUGAUGUGAAACGUUUAGAGGCAAUUUCUCGCAGUCCCAUUUAUUCCCUAACAAAUCAAACAUUCCAGGGUCUAACCACCAUAAGAGCUUUGGAGGCGGAAAAUGCCUUGCAGUCUGAGUUUUAUGAUCAUCAAAAUGCUCAUACAUCUGCCUGGUUUUUGUUCCUAUCAACGAACAGAGCCUUUGCUUCUUGGACUGAUAUCCUGUGUGUAUGUUACAUAACCAUAGUCACAUUUAGUUUCCUGGCAUUGCGUUCUAGUUUCAACAGUGGUGAUGUGGGUUUGGCCAUUUUGCAGUCGUGUGCCUUGGUGGGUAUGUGUCAAUGGGGUAUGCGUCAAACGGCUGAAUUGGAAAAUAAUAUGACAAGUGUGGAACGUGUUUUGGAGUACACAAAUCUACCGCCAGAAGCUUCUGCGGAAGUAGCGGAAGAAAUAAAACCUGUAGAAACUUGGCCUAAUAAGGGACGCAUAGAAUUUAUAGACUUCCAUUUGAGAUACAAUCCCAAUGAGGGCUGCAUUUUAAAGAAUUUAAAUUUCACCAUAGAACCUAAACAAAAAGUUGGAAUUGUGGGUCGCACGGGAGCUGGUAAAUCUUCUAUUAUACAGUCAAUCUUUCGCUUGGCCUACAAUGAGGGUGUCAUACGCAUCGAUGACAUAGAUAUUGAAACAAUUGGCCUGUAUGAUUUGAGAAGCAAAAUCUCGAUUAUUCCUCAAGAUCCGGUUUUAUUCUCGGGUACUCUACGCUAUAACUUAGAUCCCUUGCAAGAAUAUAACGAUGAGAAAAUGUGGCAGGCUUUGGAAGAUGUGGAAUUAAAAGAACAUGUUACAAAAAAUUUGAUUGGUUUAGACUGUGCCAUGUCAGAUGGUGGUUCCAACUUUAGUGUGGGUCAAAGACAAUUGGUUUGUUUGGCUCGUGCAAUUUUGAGACAGAAUAAGGUGUUGAUAUUAGAUGAGGCUACUGCCAAUGUGGAUCCCAUCACCGAUGCUCUUAUACAGAACACCAUACGUAGUAAAUUUGCCGAUUGCACGGUCUUAACGAUUGCCCAUCGUUUGCACACCGUUAUGGAUAGUGAUCGUGUUCUUGUUAUGGAUGCUGGUCAAGCUGUUGAAUUCGAUCAUCCAUAUUUGCUUCUAAAACAAACUAAGGGGUUUCUUCGUCGUUUGGUAGACGAUAGUAGUUCAGAUGCUGCCGCAGCUUUAUUCCAAACAGCCCAGGAAAGUUAUAGGUCAAAAGUACAAAAUGUUUAGUAAAAUUUAGCUUUAUUGUUUAGAUUAUAAUUACUUUAAGAAAAAAUAAUGUGCAAUAAGCUAUUACUUACAUUUAGCUACUUAAUUAAAUGAAUUUUUAAAAUAUUUAAAUAA
Molecule: messenger RNA, 4208 nt
Organism: Calliphora vicina (urban bluebottle blowfly)
Lineage: Eukaryota; Metazoa; Arthropoda; Insecta; Diptera; Calliphoridae
Product: probable multidrug resistance-associated protein lethal(2)03659
Exons: 7
Coding region: 3-4094 (1363 amino acids)
Biological process (GO): transmembrane transport
Cellular component (GO): membrane
Molecular function (GO): ATP hydrolysis activity; ABC-type transporter activity; ATP binding
Source: RefSeq, a predicted model, not a curated record